AUGACAAGAGUAAUAUAUAAAUAUUAUUAUGUAUGCGAAAGAUGUAAUGAACGAAUUGAUAUAAGAGAAUGCCUGAAAUGUUUGGCAGAGCUAAAAGCUAACUUACCUAGGAAUACAACAAUUGUAACAGUUGUCAGACCUGCUCCUGAUACACCUUAUCCACCGACUACAACUGCCACUACUACCAGGACACCUCCUCGUCCACUGACUACAACUGCCACUACUACCAGGACGCCUCCUCGUCCCGUCCACCCACCGACUACAACUACAACUACCACUACUGGCCCAAAAGAAUCUGUUAAUAAUUGCAGUUUUUCUUACCAUAAUAAUGGCUUUCAGUCCGGUGAGCUUGGUGCCAAAAACUGCAACAUAAAGGGUACCCUGUCCGUUCAACUUCCCACAAAUACACAGAAAAAUGUAAAAACAAUUGGUAUUAAAGUCCGACAUAACAAGUUUAUGAAAAGUAGAGUUCUCUCAUUUUGGAACCUUUUUACAAAUUCUAAAGUGAAGAAAAACUUACCCUUCACCAUCGUCAUUCCUCCGGAAAUCCUCAAAAGCAUAAAAAUUGCACCUAACCAAAGAAUGAUGGAGUUUGAAUUAAUCGCCAUGCUAGACGGAAAAGAGGAUACCUCCGUUUGGGUACCAAUGUACCUACAUGAUUCGCCAAAAAAAGUGAUAAAUCCAUCUUGGUCAACGGAUUUGUACAGAGUUUUCUUGGAUAAUCACUUUUCACCAAAUACAAACUAUGGCCACAUAGUGAUCGCUCCAAGAGCACAAGUGAACCGAUUAAUAGUCGGUAUAAAAGAAUACUAUUCGUUAUCCAAUGCACCCUUUCAGAAACGUUAUAUUGUAAGAAAUAUAAUCGACGGUAGUACGUUCAUCACGUUAAACCAAAGAACAGUAGGGACCUGUACUGAGGUUGGUUCCAAAGUCAAAGAAUCCUUAUUCUUGAUACCUUCAUCAAAUUCAAUGCUCUACGAUUUUUCAAAGCGCAGUGAAACUAAGGUUUAUCAUAUGAUUAAG
Paraglomus brasilianum is the source of this 1023-nucleotide messenger RNA. Lineage: Eukaryota; Fungi; Glomeromycota; Glomeromycetes; Paraglomerales; Paraglomeraceae. The record is from the annotation of a GenBank genome assembly.